This is a messenger RNA of Tetranychus urticae (two-spotted spider mite), 1209 nucleotides long. Its product is annotated as LIM domain only protein 3. Gene Ontology annotation, molecular function: DNA-binding transcription factor binding; transcription coactivator activity. Gene Ontology annotation, cellular component: nucleus. Gene Ontology annotation, biological process: positive regulation of transcription by RNA polymerase II. Lineage: Eukaryota; Metazoa; Arthropoda; Arachnida; Trombidiformes; Tetranychidae. The record is from RefSeq and is a predicted model, not a curated record.
UGAUGAGGCAGCCUGGGAAGAGAGAUGAUGAUGAGACUCAAUAUCCCGGUUACUCUUUAUUGUGUUUAAAUCCCUUACAGUUAUCAUCUUUUACUUGUUUCGUUUUUUUCCUCAUCUUCAUCUUUUUACUGUCUUGUUAUUAGCAUUACAUCUACUGCUGCCUUUUAUUAUUUGUAUUUCAACACAAAACAAACACACAUCUUUGCCAGUGUUUAGUGUCUCACUUACGUGUGUGUUUGUGUGUCUCUGUGUCUCUGUAUUUAUACAUAUUGGUGUGUCUCUAUGGAUGUUUAUUUCAUCUGAAAAUGAUGGAGAGAAAAGUAUCUGGCAAUUCAAUAUCUUCCCUGAUAGGUGAAAGGUUACAUGUUUGCUCAGGAUGUAACGAGUUAAUCAAGGAACAGUGGCUUCUGGAAGCAGCUGAUAAAAUAUGGCAUGAAAGCUGUUUAAAGUGUUCCCUGUGCCAUGGUUCACUUGCUGAAAUGUCGGACACUUUUUACGCCAAAGCUGACUUAUUACUUUGUAAACGAGACUAUUUCAGAUUAUUCGGACAAACAGGAAGAUGUUCAGUUUGCCAGAAAGAGAUUGCCAGCUUUGAACUUGUGAUGAGAGCUCGUGGCAAUAGUUAUCAUCUUGAAUGUUUUGCUUGCCAAACGUGCAAUAAAAGGUUUUGCGUUGGUGAUCGUUUUUACCUGCAUGAUGAUAGGAUUUUAUGUGAAGAUGAUUACGGAGAUAUAAUUAAUUCUCGUCGACAUGUUCAUGAUCAUCUUAACAAUCCGGUGAUUGCAACCAAUAAUUGUGUUAAUAGUAAUGUAAACAAUAGUUCAAAAAAAAGUGAUCAAAGUGGUGGACAUAAUGGCCAUUCAAUAUCUCACCAACAAGGCCACCAGCCUCAUCAACCCCACCAACCUCACCCUCAUCAAGCCCAUCAGUCUCAUCCACAUCAGUCCCAGUCAAGUCGUCUUUACUCAUGCCAUGACCAUUAGUUGGUUCAAGUUGAAGUUACACACCAACAGCGCCCGACAACACGCACAUACUUCACCUUUGGUGACACUUGAUAGUUCAUGAAAUCACCAUCAUCUUCAUCAUUUUUCAUCCCAUUCCUUCUUCCCCCAUCUUCCUCUUGUUUCUUACAGUUUAUUCUGGCCAAAAUUAAGUGUAUAUUAUACAUAAAAAUGUAUAAAAAAAUGAAUAAAUCUAUCUUCAUCUCAU